This is a messenger RNA of Solea solea (common sole), 4685 nucleotides long. It is a transcript of the gene tdrd9, whose product is annotated as tudor domain containing 9. The record is from RefSeq and is a predicted model, not a curated record. Gene Ontology annotation, cellular component: intracellular anatomical structure. Gene Ontology annotation, molecular function: ATP binding; RNA binding. Bases 190 to 4110 code for a protein of 1306 amino acids. Lineage: Eukaryota; Metazoa; Chordata; Actinopteri; Pleuronectiformes; Soleidae. The transcript is spliced from 34 exons.
AUUAUUUUUUAUUUUUUUCAACCAAAUAAGUCAAAGACUGUCACGGUUCUGGUUCACCGCCAGGGGGCGAAAUGGCGGAGUUCACCUUGGCUGAUUGGCACGCGCUUUCAGUCUGAACAAGCUCGACACUGAAUACGUGAACACGUGCUGACUUUCCAGAAAAUUCGACUGGAUUGAAAACUUCUCAACAUGAAGAAAACGUUCACUGCUGACCAGAUAGCGAACUGGUUCACUUCGGGGACCACGUUUACAAAAAUCAACAUCACAGAAAAAGCAGCAGAGAAAGACGUGGAUGAGUCGGUGAAAGAGUUCAGGCCAUCAGACAAUCCUGUUGAGAACUGUCUGAAGAAACUGAACUUGAAUGGAGGCAGGUUCCAAAAACCCGAACCUGCAGGAAGUACUGCUGCUCCUCCACUCACCAGCUAUGAGUACCCCAGCUUACCCAUAACCAAACACAGGCAGCAGCUGAUUUCCUUCAUAGAGAACAACUCUGUAGUGAUUAUUCGAGGAGCCACAGGCAGCGGCAAGACCACUCAGCUGCCACAGUACAUUCUCGACCACUACAAUGAGAAAAAUGCCCCAUGCAACAUUGUGGUCACCCAACCACGUAAAAUUGGGGCCACCAGUAUUGCUCGGUGGGUGGCAGCACAGCGGAAGUGCACUCUGGGUAGUCUGGUGGGAUAUCAGGUUGGAUUAGAGAAGAUGGCUACUGAGCACACCCGUCUGAUCUAUAUGACUACAGGAGUGCUGCUACAGAAACUGGUUUCUGCCAAAUGCCUCACAGAGUACUCCCACAUCUUCAUAGAUGAGGUUCAUGAGCGCACUAAGGAGAUGGAUUUUCUCUUACUGGUUUUGAGGAAACUCCUUCAUUUCAACUCACGUUUUGUCAAGAUCGUUCUCAUGUCAGCCACCUGUAACUGCAAACAGUUUGCUGAUUACUUUGCCACCCCGCUGCGUGGCACAAUGAACCCAGCCUAUGUGUUUGAAGUGGAGGGAGCACCGUAUGCCAUUGAGGAGUUUUAUCUGGAUGACCUUAACCACCUGUUUCCAUACAGGGCCUCGUCUCUUAACCCAGACGACCCUUCUAUCUCUUUUGAGAUGUACAAUCUUGCCAUCAGUCUCAUCCAGAGGUUUGACGAAUUGGAGGGCAAGGAGUCCAGAGACACUGAUCAACAAAGUGGCAUGACUUCACCAGAGAAAGGCAGCGUCCUGGUUUUCCUUCCUGGUAUAAACGAGAUAAGCUACAUGCACGAGGCCUUGGCCAAGCUCGGCCACAAAAGAUUGCAGGUUUAUCCUCUCCACUCAAGCGUGACUCUGGAGGAGCAGAAUGGUGUAUUUCUGCCCCCUGUACCUGGAUACCGGAAGAUCAUCAUUUCCACCAACAUCGCAGAGAGUUCAGUGACUGUCCCAGAUGUCAAAUAUGUGAUUGAUUUUUGCUUGGCGCGCCACCUGGUCUGUGACCCGGAUACAAAUCAUCAGUCUUUGCAUCUCACCUGGGCAUCAAAAACCAAUUGCAACCAGCGCAGAGGUCGAGCAGGACGAGUGUCUAAGGGCUACUGUUACCGUCUUAUCACCAGAGAUUUUUGGAAGCAAAACAUCCCAGACUACAUGAUACCUGACAUGCUGCUUGCCCCCUUGGCUGCUAUCGUGCUGAAAGUGAAGUUGCUGGACAUGGGAGAUCCCCGAUCCCUCCUCUCAUGUGCCCUUUCACCUCCUGACCUUGAUGACAUUGUGAGAACUGUGCUCCAGCUCAAAGAGAUGGGAGCACUGUCUGUGAAAAGUGGUGACACGACGGGGAAUGAAGAUGGAGAGCUGACUUUCUUGGGUCGGGUGCUGGCCCACUUGCCUGUGGACCUACACCUGGGAAAGAUGAUCGUCCUGGGCCAUGUCUUUGGCUGUCUCGAAGAGUCCCUGAUCAUAGCUGCAUCAUGCUCUCUGAAGAGCUUCUUUGCUAUACCGUUCAUGCAGCAGCUCGCUGGCCACAGGAGCAAGUUGGCCUUCGCCCGUGGCACUGAAAGUGAUUCCAUAGCUUUUGUCAAUGCCUUCAAGGCAUGGCAGUCAUCCAAAGCGACAGGAAAACUGAGACACCCAAAGGACGAGCUGGACUGGGGAAAAGAGAACUUCAUUCAGAUCAAGAGGAUCAAGGAGGUUGCAGAGCUGUACGAGGACCUGAAGAAACGUGUGUCCCAGUUCAACAUGCACGUGCCAGAUGGCAGUCAGCGAUCAGACUACACCAGCACGCACAGGCAAAAGUUCAUUCUUCAGGUAGUGAUUGCCGGCGCCUACUAUCCCAACUACUUCGCAUGGGGGGAAAUAGAUGAAGAAAUGUCCUGCAAAGAAUUCUAUGGCCUCAACCCCAGAACAACAGUGAUGUUGAGGAGCCUCCCUCCGUACAGUUUUCUGUACUACAAGCAGCUGCAAUCUCUGUUCCGCCUGUGUGGGCAGGUCAAAACCAUCGUCUUUGACAGCUCCAGAGCGUAUGUGGAGUUCUACGCAACAUCUCAAGACUCAGGGGUUCUGCCUGAGGUGUCUCUUGCCCUCCUGCUGGCCCAGCAGAAACCUCGCUUGGAGCUUUCUGUUCACCCCAUUGAGCUGAUCGAGAAAUGUCCAGGCACCAGAGGCUCAACUAACCUGAAAUAUGCAGGUGUGAAAGCAGACUUCCAGAACCAGACUGUCUGCCCAGGAGUGGGAUUCAGCACCACUGAAGCAGACAAGCUGCCCCCCAACCCCUUGUUUGUGGUCAGGAUCACAGAGGUGGUGGAGGUGGGACAUUUUUGGGGGUUCCAGGCAGAUGAAGCUAGCUCAGAGAAGCAGCGCCAUCUGACAGCUGAGAUAAACAGGCGCACACUGGAUCCUCUAACGGUGUCACUCUACCCCAACCUGAGGUGUUUGGCUCCGUACUCAGAGAACAACGACCGGAGUCUGUACUAUCGUGCCAAGAUCCUGCACAUCCGUGGUAGUACAGUGGAGGUCUUCUUCUUGGACUAUGGCAACACAGAGGUGGUUGCCUGCAGCAGCCUCAGAGAGCUCCCAUCCGAUCUUCUGUCUCCGCCUUUCCUGGCUCGUGAGUUUAAGGUUUGUGGGAUGCGUCCUUCACCCCAGUCCAUUAUCCUGGGGAACCGGUGGAGCAGCCAAGCUCGUGACUUUUUUCAAACGUUGGUGAAGGGCACGUCGCAUUUGGUGUCUCUGUACUCCAUCCUCCACAACGUCAUGCAUGUUAAGCUGCUCAUCAGCACCAACACAGCAAACACCAGCGUGGUAGACAUCCUGGUGAAGGAAGGACAUGCUGUGGAGGCUGAAGAGUGCUAUGCUUCAAAGCAAAGUCAUGAGGAGCUGAUGUCUCUGUACAAGGACAAGGAAGCAGGCACAUACGUCCCCCACAUUGUCACCGACUUCUGUAAGAAUCGCAACAAAGAGGCUCAGAACCUCAUCGAUGAUCUGCUCACUCACUUUUCCAAGAGCGGCCAACCUGUUUCCAGGACAAAGGUUCCCCUGAGUGGACCCAGCAGUCCUCACGAGAUAAAGUUUCACAGCUUGAGCCAACACACCACCACCUACAAGUUCUCACAUUAUUCUGAGAGAUACCUCCCUCAUGCCAGACAUUCCUGGACUCCCUGCACUCCUUACCAUGCUCUUCACUCCAAUCAUGGAGUUACGGUAUUGGGAAUAUUUGUUUUUAGCAUGAAUGAGGAGAGGACCUGCUACACUGGUGCCCUCUGUGGGCUCGGCUGGGACAGUCAGACCCGUGAAGCCAUCUUACCUGAACACGACAUUGAACUCACCUUUGACGUCAAGUUGGACGUCGAGGACGUCACUGAGGUAAAUGCUUUACGAGUGGCCAUCAACCGCCUGGUGUGUGAUGGGCCCUGUGGAACUCUGCAUCUGGGGCCGGACAGGAUCAGCCAGCUGCAGGACGACUGUCGAGAGCAUCUCAUUAGACUGUUCACCAAGUCGCCAGCAAGGGAAACAGUCGCUCCAGACUACUAUGAGAAAAGCGGGAAAUGGGACCAGGUGGAUCCCUCUGUGAAGAUGAAUAUGGAAGAGCCAGGAAGGAAAAAAAUGAGCAGUGUUCUCUACCAUCUUCAUCCCGUCACUCUCCUCAGUGCCUAAAAGAAUCAGGCUUGCGUUGAAUAUUCUCGAUGGACCACAUAACCGUGUGUAAUUUGAGAGUAGUUCACGCGUAUGUAAUAUGGAAACCUCUAUAGAGCAUUUAGUUGUUCAGCUCAUUGUUUUGAUUCUAAACCUUAUUGUUUUCCAAUCUUUCCCGCAGCAGUAACUUUGGAAACUUUCAGGAAAAUAGCUGCAAAUUUGUCUGAAGUGCUGAACUUGGAGGAUAGCAUGCUGGAGACAAAGAAAAGUGGACUUAAAAUUAGGAUUUGCUCUCAGGGUCCCCCUGCAGUUGGUAAACUGAAUCGUUUUGUUUAUGAUCAUGUUUUAUUUUUUUUUAAGAAAAACCAACCCCCUCCAAAAAAAAGUGAAUCUCAAAACAAAUCCUACAUUUUGUUGCUUUAAUAUUCCUGCCUAUAACAGAUUGUAUGUGUAUUUCAGUUGAAUUGAACCUGUUUCUUAAAUUUAAUAUUUUAUUAUUUUGUAUGUUCUUUGCAGCAAAGCUGCUCAAUGAUUCAUUCAUGCUGUACGGCUUGUUAUAGCAUUGUUAUAAUUGCCAUUAAAAAUGGUUGUUUGCA